This is a messenger RNA of Rhodamnia argentea, 800 nucleotides long. Its product is annotated as Werner Syndrome-like exonuclease. Bases 156 to 791 code for a protein of 211 amino acids. The transcript has a single exon. Gene Ontology annotation, biological process: nucleobase-containing compound metabolic process. Gene Ontology annotation, cellular component: nucleus; cytoplasm. NCBI's taxonomy places the organism in Eukaryota, Viridiplantae, Streptophyta, Magnoliopsida, Myrtales, Myrtaceae. The record is from RefSeq and is a predicted model, not a curated record. Gene Ontology annotation, molecular function: 3'-5' exonuclease activity; nucleic acid binding.
UUCCCUCCCUCCCUCCCUCUCCGCCACCGAACGGAACGCCAAAGGUCGACUCUCUCUCUCUCUCUCUUUCUCGAGCGCCUCCGCCAAGGUCUGCCUCCGCCGUCGCCUCCCCCGCAAGAGCCCAGCCGGUCGCCAUCUUUGAAAUCUCCAACGCGAUGACGAUCACCAUCGUCGACCACGGGAUCCUCUUCCUCCUCCACGACCCCUAUAACCUCUACGACAUCUCAUUCUACGGCUUCCGCGUCCGCACCGUCCUCACCCACUCCCCUACCAGGGCCUCCUCCUGGCUCUCCUCCCGCGGCUCCCAACCCCGCCUCAUCGGGUUGGACGUCCAGUGGCGAACCGACUUCGGCCCAGACGACAACAACCCCCCCGUCGUCCUCCAGCUCUGUGUGGGCACCCACUGCCUCAUCUUCCAGAUCCUCCACGCCCCCGAGAUCCCCCAGGCCCUCGCCGACUUCCUCCGCAACCCCCGCCACGUCUUCGUCGGGGUCGGCAUCGACCAGAUCGUCGAGAGGCUGCGAUGCGACUACGGCCUCGCCGUCGCCACCGCGGUGGACCUGAGGGCCCUGGCUGCCAGGGAGCUGGGCCGAGAGGAGCUGAGGAGGGCCGGGCUGGAGGAGCUGGCCAGGGAGGUCCUAGGGAGGGCGAUCGAGAGGCUGGAGAGGGUAGAGGGUUCCCAGUGGGAGAACAUGUUGCUGUCGAGCGUGCAGGUCCUGCACGCUUGUCUCGGGGCUCUUGUGCCUCUCCAGAUCGGAGAGGCUCUGAAUGCCGGGGGUGCUCAGCCAUGACACCUUUAC